CGCCGUUCCAGAUGGGAAUUCAGCCAUGCCUGCCACUGAGCGCUUUGUACCCCUGAAGAACGGAUCAGGCUAUGACGCAGGAAAUUUUUCGGGCGGAGAUUGAACGCACUUGUCUUGCUACGCCAGUGACCGCGACCAGACCGCGAUACGUGAAGAUUGCGACCGUUCACGAUACCUAUACCCUGUAUUUUUAGUCUCUCUGGGCCUGUUUCCUGCAACUCUGGCGUACUAGGUCUCUUAUCUGAUCCUAAAAGGGCUCCAGCAGCCGUCUGAUAUACAGUAGUCAACGCUUUGACGCGUUCUAAUAUUCAUGAACAAAAAUCCUUUUAUUCCGCAGCCAUCGUACACGCCCCAGCAACCUCCGUUACCUCCAGGACCACCACCACCCCAGCCAGCACAGGCUGACUAUUCUGCCUACUGGGCUGCUGCUUCGGCGCAAGCACAGCAGCAGCAUGGCCAGGCAGCUGCAGCUCAGUACAACCCACAAUGGCCGGCCGCGCAACCACCGCGUCCACCUGCAGAGCAGAGCGCCCUCUACGCAAAUUAUGGCUACGGACCUCAACAAAACCAUUGGCAAAGGCAGCAGCAGUUUCAUCAUCCACCACCACCUCCAGUAGCUCAGCCGCCUCCUCCGCCUCCCGGUUAUAAUCCAUAUCAACCAGCAGUUGGUUACACCCCUUACCUUCCUCAGGUUACUCCCAUGGCUCAGGCAUAUCCUAUGCAGCAGCCCCAGCAGCAGCCUGGCCAGCAGAUGUUUCCCUUGCAGAUUCCCCAGCAGCAAAAUCGUAAUGUUCAUCAUCCAUCUCCGCAACAUCUCCCUCCGGCCAAACGCCAGCGCUUCGACGGUCCCAGCCAAAUCCCACAGCACCGGCCCCAACCGCCACCUCCUCCACAGUUUCAACCACCACCUGCUCCUAGUCAAGGAAUGGCGAUGGGAUAUAAUCAGGCUGCUAUUGGAGGCCGUGGUGGUGGGCCCAUGAACGGGAAUUCUAUGACGAUGGGUCGUGGCGGCGGUAGCUCAAACAGAGGCGGAGGAACUGGCGGCGGUAGAGGUAGGGGCCAGCCUGGAGGAAACCGAGGAGGAAUGGGGGGUCGAGGACGAAGUGGAAGCGGAUAUGUUGGCGGCAGCGGCGGAGGAAGGGGCUCUUUAAGGGGCCAUGGAUCAAGAGGGAAUUUUGGCGGUGGUAACAACCGCAGGGGCGGCGGGUCGUUCAACCUAAGUUCUGGAAGCUAUUCACAUCAGCCUUCUAACUUUCGUGGCCGUGGUCAAGGACACUCAAACAGAGGAGGUCGUCAUGAUGGUGCUUUUGGGACCAGAGAGGGUUCGAUGUCAUCUAGCUUUGGGAGCAUCGGUAAAAAAGAUGAGAACAAAAGGACGCUUACGGACUUCAGGAUUAUCGGCCUGGAGAUUCCAGAGUUGUCAUGGACUUGGGGUACCUUGCCUUCUUCGUUAGCUGCGAAAGUAGAGCCAGCGAAACCCGAAAUUGAGGAAGAUGUACUGGAUGAGCAUCCUGUUGGCGUAGAGGCAAACACGCCGGUAGCGGAGGGUACGCCUGUGAAACCUCCUGAGGGUGAACCGAUGUCUGGGGGAGAUCACGAGAAGCCCUCCAACGAGGACGAUACGAACGCGGUUUCAGGGCCCAGUAUUCCUGUGGUAAAGGAUGAGGACGAAACAGUCACUCAUACACAUGGUCCUGAUCCUGUUGAUUCACCUCCUUCCAGAAUUCGGAUCUAUUUCCACACACCUGUUACUGCGGAAGAUGCGCAACCCAUUCCCCAUAGUUCUACUACUAAUUCCGCACCUUCCGAUUCGAGGAGAGGUAAACGGAAGAAGUUGGAGGAUGAUGAUAUGGACCUAGAGGAGGGCAGAACGCAGCCACCACCUCCACACAUGAACGAUGAUAGAUCAAGUGUUGCACCAAGUGUUGCAGAGACGGCAAGCGAAACUGACUGGCUUAUGGCCGCCAUUGUCGAAGGUGAGGAUGCAGAACAUGACGGGGAUGAGGAAGAAGUUGGCGCUCAGCUCCAUGUGAGCGAAAACACUGAAUUUCCUGAGGACGACGUUGUCGUCCAGGAUGGUAUAUCUGACGCCCAUGGCAUUUUUGAUGUUGAUAUGGCAGGUGUUGAUAAGACGCAUAAUGAGGCUGGGACUGGGAGUCAUAACGACGAACCCAAUGAUGUAGCGGAGCAUGUUGCUUCGGCGCAUGUCGAUGGUCCCGAGUCUGCCGUCUCUGCUCCUGUCGAGCAAGAGGAUGGGCGAAAUGGUGUGAAUGGCUCAUCGAUGAGCACUAAAGAUGUUGACGCUAAAGUGUUACCUUCUGAUAAUGAAGGCAAGCCUCAGGAUGCCUCUGAUGUUGUCGCGCUGCCUGAGGUCCCUGUUUUAUCCUCUCUUUCAUCAUCAGAUGAUGCUGCUUCGUCUGUUAACGUGUCUGUAUCUGAUACUAUCUCUUCCGUAUCUCUUCCUCACCCAAUCCUCUUUCUUGCUUACAGUGAGACGCAGACUGCUGAUCAUGUUGGAUGUGCUGAAACGCAGGUCUCCGAGUCGCAAGCCACCUCGGUCAAGGAAGAGUCGCAAAUGACCCCUCUGUCAAGGUCCACAACAUUGGUAGAUAUCGACUCCCAACCACCUGGAUUGAACUCCUCUGCAGCGUCUUUGACGGAUGGAAAUGGAGAGCCUAUGCGGACUACCGAUGCUCAUCUGGAUCAUCUACCAGAACCCCCUGCUUCACCCUUGUCGAACAUGCAAUCUGCUUCUACUUCAACAGCAUCUGCACACGGUGAUACUAUAUCGAGUACAGAAGCGAAAUCUGCGAGGACUCCUUCUGCUAAUCGCCUAUCCAUAUCAUAUUCCAAUGGUGGGAGACGUCUCAUCAUCGAUGCAGAAGUGGUAGACUCGGUGAAAAUCUACCGUGCUGAGGGGCGCAUUGAAGUACGCAUAUCUGUAAGCAUGGAUGGUGACAAGGAUCUGAAGGGCAUCAUUCUUGAAGGUCUUUCGGAUUAUACACAUUCUUAUGUGCCUCUCUCAUUUUCUGUCGAAACCGUGGAAUCCGAUCCGACGUUGCCUCCGUUUACCAAAUCCGAGCUGCCUGCAAGUGUCACGUUGAUUGCAUAUCUCGAUACCACAAGGCCUCUUUCUGAGCCGAAAUGGGUGAAGACGGGAGAUAUCCAGGAUUGGCUGAGAAGUAUGUUUGGACGAAUGUUCUGGGUAGCGGGAGAUGCAGCAGAAGGCUGGGAGAAAAAGAUCGCGAUUGUUGAUCCUGAUCCUCCUCCGACCAUCCGCAAUGUACUCGAUGGAUGGGCCGUGAAUUCUCCUGUCGGCGCACAAAAUGAGCGAGAACGUUUUGUGAAGACGCACAUGACUGAAAUGGAUAAUCUCUUGGAGAUCCUGUUGCGUCUGGUGCGAGGAGAGCGAGCUACUCCGUUCCUUUCCGGGCCCACCAUAUCUACGCCUAGCAUCGUCGGGCCUCUGUUAUCGGCGCUCUCGCCUGACUCUGCCCAUAGUGGACAACAGACACACGUUUCACUUGCUGUGUUAGCUAUCUUUCGCCUAGCGACGGAAUACGCCCAGAAGGCGGUCGGAGAGAAGGGCAAAAGUGAUGUAGACGGCCGAGUGGGGGAGAUAAUACGUUGUUUGCCUUCGCAUCUGAUAUACAAAAGCCUGGAUGGGAUAUUCAAGGAGUGGAGGGUUGAGAAGAAGGGUCACUGAAGUCUGGAUAUAUAUUGUACCUUAUUAUUCUUGUGCGCUUGUUCCUCCUUGUCCCUUGAUAUUGUCAAUCCAGAUUGCACUCUCUUUGGUCGAACUCGAGCUCAAAGGUCUGGUUACUCAAUCUAGACUACUGGCCUCCUUAUCCGGAGUACAUGUGUCAUUCCUGCUGACCAUGUAACACUGCAAAAAAAUUCAAAGUACUACUAUAAUACAUAAAAUUAGAGGAUGGUGCAGAG
Desarmillaria tabescens is the source of this 3942-nucleotide messenger RNA. RefSeq lists its product as uncharacterized. The coding region runs from base 311 to 3706 and encodes 1131 amino acids. The record is from RefSeq and is a predicted model, not a curated record. NCBI's taxonomy places the organism in Eukaryota, Fungi, Basidiomycota, Agaricomycetes, Agaricales, Physalacriaceae. The transcript is spliced from 6 exons.